CGUCUCAGCUCUGUCUGGGCACAGAAAUUCAGUGGGGAAACUGCUUUGGGCUCAAGCAAGACUGUUCUCUCAAAAAUUUGCAUUUACCUCCUAAAACCAGAAGGGCUGGAGGUAUAGGGGCAGGACAAUGCAUCUGUUGGUGGUGUGUCUGCUCGGUGUCUGGGGGCUGGCUGCCCCUGAGCACUACGCUGUGGAGGACAUCUGCACCGCCAAGCCCCGCGACAUCCCCGUGAACCCCAUCUGCAUCUAUCGCAACCCUGACAGGAAGCUGCAGGAGGGUGAGGGGCAGGAGCCAGCCAAGGACAAGCUCCCAGAGUCCACCAACCCACGGGUCUGGGAGCUGUCAAAAGCCAACUCUCGCUUCGCUGUCGUCUUCUACAAGUACCUGGCUGACUCCAAGGACAAUGGGGAAAACAUCUUCAUGUCACCCCUCAGCAUUUCCACAGCCUUCGCCAUGACCAAGCUCGGAGCCUGUGGCAGCACCCUCCAGCAGCUCAUGGAGGUCUUUAGAUUUGACACCAUUUCGGAGAAGACCUCAGACCAGAUCCAUUUCUUCUUUGCCAAGCUGAACUGCCGCCUUUACAAGAAAGCAAACAAAUCCUCAGAGCUGGUAUCAGCCAACCGUCUCUUCGGGGAGAAAUCCUUGGUCUUUAAUGAGACUUACCAGAACAUCAGUGAAAUCGUUUAUGGAGCAAAGCUCUGGCCCUUGAACUUCAAAGAGAAGCCAGAGCUUUCCAGGCAGAUCAUUAAUGAGUGGGUGGCUAAUAAGACCGAGAGGCGCAUUACAGAAGUGAUCCCAGAAAGUGGUAUUGAUGAUCUCACAGUCUUGGUCCUGGUCAACACCAUUUAUUUUAAGGGGCACUGGAAAUCACAGUUCCCAGCUCCAAACACAAAACUGGAUGUAUUUCAUAAAGCCAGUGGUGAGACCUGCCAAGUCCCAACUAUGUACCAGGAGUCCAAGUUCCACCACGCAUUCAUCCCCCAGGACAAAGUGCAGGUGCUGGAGCUGCCUUACAAAGGGGAUGAUAUCACGAUGGUGCUGGUGCUGCCCAGUGCUGGGACACCACUGCAGGAGGUGGAGCGAGAGCUGACAUCAGAGAAGCUGCAGGGCUGGAUAGAUUCCAUGAAGGAGAUGUCCCUCUUUGUGUACCUCCCUCGCUUCCGCGUCGAGGACAGCUUCAGUGUCAAGGAAAAGCUGAGGAAAAUGGGGCUGGAAGAUCUCUUCAGCCCGGAAAACGCCAGACUCCCAGGCAUCAUUGCAGAGGGCCGCACAGACCUGUACGUGUCUGAGGCUUUCCACAAAGCCUUCCUGGAGGUGAAUGAAGAAGGCAGUGAGGCCUCAGCUGCUACAGCUGUCACCAUCUCUGGCCGUUCCUUCCCUAUGAACAGAAAAAUCUUCAAUGCCAACAGGCCCUUCCUGCUUUUCAUCCGGGAAGCUGCCCUCAACACCAUCAUCUUCAUGGGCAGGAUAGCUGAUCCUUGCUCCUAAAGGGGCUGACAGGGCCUCACUGCUCCCUCCUCUGCCUCGGGAAAAGGGAAGGUGGGGUAUUGCCACAACGCGUGGGCUGCUCCUGGGGUGGUUGUUCUUGCUGUUUGGUGCCAGCUGCAGGGAGGGGCUGCAUCCAGCUGGGCUGUUCCUGCUCUUCCCUGCCAUGGCAGGUGAGGGGGCUCAUAGCUCACCUCACCUGUCCUGUCCUCUGUGGCAAGGAAAGCUGAAUUUCCUCUGGCACCAGUAUUUUUGUGGCACCCAAGUCCAGCAUUGCUGUCCUUCCUGUGCCCAACCCUCUGUACCUCUGAUGGCUUGGUUCAUUAAAACCUAUAGAUCUGUA
Molecule: messenger RNA, 1829 nt
Organism: Ficedula albicollis (Collared flycatcher)
Lineage: Eukaryota; Metazoa; Chordata; Aves; Passeriformes; Muscicapidae
Gene: SERPINC1
Product: serpin family C member 1
Exons: 7
Coding region: 128-1489 (453 amino acids)
Biological process (GO): regulation of blood coagulation
Molecular function (GO): serine-type endopeptidase inhibitor activity
Source: RefSeq, a predicted model, not a curated record